This is a messenger RNA of Ixodes scapularis (black-legged tick), 2151 nucleotides long. RefSeq lists its product as uncharacterized. Bases 1 to 2151 code for a protein of 716 amino acids. The transcript has 3 exons. NCBI's taxonomy places the organism in Eukaryota, Metazoa, Arthropoda, Arachnida, Ixodida, Ixodidae. The record is from RefSeq and is a predicted model, not a curated record.
AUGGAGACAGCGGACCUGGCAUUGCUGACUGCCUGGCUAGAAAGGCUGAAGGCCAAUAACAGGGCUCUUCAAGAGUCGAACGUGGAGAUAGAAGAUCAUAUAUCGGAACAAGACCUCGUCGCAGAAUACACUACGGUCACGGAGUACGACGACGAGGCCAUCCGAAUGAUGGCGCUGUUGGACUGCAAGGCAGACGCACUGAGACGUAAAGAACAACAGGUACAAGCCACCCAGAUGACCACAUCCGCGACAACAUCUGCGAAUGCCACUACAGACCUGGGAAGAAAUCACAGCAACGUGACUAGCGGCGUGAAGCUUCCCAAGUUACGACCUCAAACUUUCAACGGUGAGGUCAGCGCGUGGCAGAGCUUCUGGGAGCAGUUCGGUCGUGCUAUCCACGAAAACGAUAGCAUUCCGCGAUCGGACAAGUUUCAGUACCUGCGCAACCAUGUCACCGGACCAGCGGCGGCGGCCAUCGCUGGGCUCCAGGCAACUGAGGCCUGCUACGACGAUGCCAUUGAAAUCCUGACACUGCGCUUCGGUGAUAAACGAAGGAUCGAGCAAAAUCAUCUGGCGAAUCUCCGAGCACUGCCUCCUGUUGCCUCUGCAAAAGUCACGAAAGGCCUCCGAAAGAUGUACGAUCACGUCCAGACGAACAUCCGAGGUCUGAAAGGGCUCGGCGUGGGAUCGGCAACGUACUCCACGAUGAUGUCCGAUAUCCUCCUCAAGGCCUUGCCGAGCGAAGUCGUCGUAAAUUAUCACCGGCAGCACGCAAGCAGCACUGCCUACAGGUCGACGGGAGAAACGCAAAACAGUCCGACUUCACUGAGUUCACCAGCGGUGCAGGACACCGGACACUCUGUCGACGGACCACUUACCACCCGGAGCGCUUCAAGGCCGCCCUCUUUCGCCGAUGCCGAAGAUGAGCUCGCCGAUAUUCUAAGCUUCCUUCAGAUCGAAGUUGAGAGUAGGGAGAGAGCCGGAGUAGUAGAAGAACGGCAAGAGACGCAGAAGAAAAGGACUGAAAGACCCAGAAUGCCCAGCAGCCUCUGUGCUACAUGGAAAUAUCACAAGCCCCUGCUUCUUUUGCCGGUCCACAAAGCACGCAACAGAAUGCUUCUUCAAACGUUCCGAGCCUGGGCUGAGAAAGGAAACCAAAGACUUUACGUGCGAGCCAUUAUCGAUGGAGGUAGCCAACGGACGUUCAUUCGUGAGGAUCUUUCUCGCAAACUCGGCCUCAAGGUUCUGGGAUAUCUUAGCCUCCGGCUAAAUACGUUCGGCCACUCCACGUCACGACCGCGACGUCGGCGACUAGUACAAGUACGGUUGCACAGCCAAUACGGCCAAGAAGAGUGCGUCAUCGAAACCGUCGAGGUACCCUUCAUCUGUAAGGACGUUGUGCAGGCACCCGUCGACCACAAAUUUGUUCGCCGUAUGAGGAAAAACGGCCGUCGUAUUGCGGACAUGCUUCUCUCCCCUCUGACCACUGCUGAAGAGGGCAUUUUCCUUCUGGUCGGUUCAGACCAGUUGUGGCGAGUGAACGGUGACCAAGUGCUGCAUUGCAAGGAAAAUCAGAAGCUGGUAGCUAUAAGCACCAUUUUUGGCUGGUCCUUUCAAGGCCCAGUGUCAAACCACAGCUCUCUCAAAGGCAGCGCUAGCAGCAUGGUAUGCGUACUAAGAACGGAAUGCUUCACGAACGAGGACGUCGGAGACAUCCUGCGGUGUUUUUGGGAGCUAGAGAGCAUCGGGAUUUCUGACCAGCCCUCCAGCAAGAUGGAAGAACACAACGAACUGCUGAACGAGUUCAACCGAACAAUACGGAAAGUGAAUGGACGGUACGAAGUCGGUCUACCGUUCAAGGUAGGCGCGGGAGAACUGAAGGAUAACCGCACGCUGGCAUUGAAACGUCUUGAGAGUUUCAAGAAGAGAUUGUCACGCGACGAGUCCUUCGCAAAAGAUUACGACAACGUCAUACGCAGCUACAUCACCUUAGGACACGCAGAAAAAAUAGCGCUAUCACACUUCACUGGAUCCGCGGGUCAGCAACUCAGUGCAAGCGCUUUGCGGCAACUCGAGUGGCAGAGCUUCAAUCUGGAGAGUCACCUUCUACAUGGAAGCACUGCCCCGGACAAGAAAAUCCGGCAGAUUUGA